This is a messenger RNA of Talaromyces rugulosus, 2106 nucleotides long. RefSeq lists its product as uncharacterized. Gene Ontology annotation, biological process: protein folding; protein stabilization; cellular response to heat. Gene Ontology annotation, cellular component: plasma membrane; perinuclear region of cytoplasm; cytosol. The record is from RefSeq and is a predicted model, not a curated record. Lineage: Eukaryota; Fungi; Ascomycota; Eurotiomycetes; Eurotiales; Trichocomaceae. Gene Ontology annotation, molecular function: ATP-dependent protein folding chaperone; ATP hydrolysis activity; ATP binding. Bases 1 to 2106 code for a protein of 701 amino acids. The transcript is spliced from 2 exons.
AUGUCCGAGACCUUCGAGUUUCAGGCUGAGAUCUCUCAGCUGCUGUCUCUCAUCAUCAACACCGUCUACUCCAACAAGGAAAUCUUCCUGCGAGAGUUGAUCUCCAACGCCUCCGAUGCGCUCGACAAGAUCCGCUAUGAGUCGUUGUCAGACCCAUCCAAGCUCGACUCGGGCAAGGAUCUCCGCAUCGACAUCAUCCCCGAUAAGGAGAACAAGACCAUCACCAUCCGCGACACUGGUAUUGGUAUGACCAAGGCUGACUUGAUCAACAACCUCGGUACCAUCGCCCGCUCUGGUACCAAGCAGUUCAUGGAGGCUCUGACUGCCGGUGCCGAUAUCUCCAUGAUCGGCCAGUUCGGUGUCGGUUUCUACUCGGCAUACCUCGUGGCCGACAAGGUCACCGUCGUCUCCAAGCACAACGACGACGAACAGUACGUCUGGGAGUCCAGUGCUGGUGGUACUUUCACCCUCACCGCCGAUACCGAGGGCGAGCAGCUCGGCCGCGGCUCCAAGAUGAUCCUCCACCUCAAGGAUGAGCAGUUGGACUACCUCAACGAGGCCAAGAUCAAGGAGGUCGUCAAGAAGCACUCCGAGUUCAUCUCCUACCCCAUCUACCUCCACGUCUUGAAGGAGACCGAGAAGGAGGUCCCCGACGAGGAUGCCGAGGAGAAGGAGGAGGAAGAAGACGAGGAGAAGAAGCCCAAGGUCGAGGAGGUCGACGACGAGGAAGAGGAAAAGAAGAAGAAGACCAAGACGAUCAAGGAGUCCAAGAUCGAGGAAGAGGAGCUGAACAAGACCAAGCCCAUCUGGACUCGCAACCCUGCCGACAUCACCCAGGAGGAGUACGCUGCCUUCUACAAGUCGCUCUCCAACGACUGGGAGGACCACCUUGGUGUCAAGCACUUCUCCGUCGAGGGUCAGCUCGAGUUCCGUGCUAUCCUCUACGUUCCCAAGCGCGCUCCCUUCGACCUCUUUGAAACUAAGAAGACCAAGAACAACAUCAAGUUGUACGUCCGUCGUGUUUUCAUCACCGACGAUGCCACCGACCUCAUCCCCGAGUGGCUCAGCUUCAUCAAGGGUGUCGUCGACUCCGAGGACUUGCCCCUCAACUUGUCUCGUGAGACCCUUCAGCAGAACAAGAUCAUGAAGGUCAUCCGCAAGAACAUCGUCAAGAAGACCCUCGAGCUCUUCAAUGAAAUCGCCGAGGACCGUGAGCAGUUUGACAAGUUCUACAGCGCCUUCAGCAAGAACAUCAAGCUCGGUAUCCACGAGGACUCCCAGAACCGCCAGGCUCUGGCCAAGCUCCUCCGCUUCAACUCCACCAAGUCUGGUGACGAGAUCACCUCUCUCACCGACUACAUCACCCGCAUGCAGGAGCACCAGAAGCAGAUUUACUACAUUACUGGCGAGUCCCUCAAGGCCGUCCAGAAGUCUCCCUUCCUUGACACCCUCAAGCAGAAGAACUUUGAAGUUCUCUUCCUCGUCGACCCCAUUGACGAGUACGCCUUCACCCAGCUGAAGGAGUUUGACGGCAAGAAGCUUGUUGAUAUCACCAAGGACUUUGAACUUGAGGAGACCGAGGAGGAGAAGGCCGAGCGUGAAAAGGAGGAGCAGGAGUACGAGGGCCUUGCCAAGACCCUGAAGAACAUCCUCGGCGACAAGGUCGAGAAGGUCGUCGUCUCUCACAAGCUCUCCGGCGCUCCUUGUGCCAUCCGUACCGGCCAGUUCGGUUGGUCGGCUAACAUGGAGCGUAUCAUGAAGGCCCAGGCUCUCCGUGACACCUCGAUGAGCUCUUACAUGGCGUCGAAGAAGACCUUUGAAAUCUCUCCCAAGUCGUCCAUUGUCAAGGAGCUCAAGAAGAAGGUUGAGGCUGACGGCGAGAACGACCGCACUGUCAAGUCGAUCACCCAGCUGCUCUUUGAGACCUCUCUCCUUGUCUCUGGCUUCACCAUUGACGAGCCCGCCAGCUUCGCCGAGCGCAUCCACAAGCUCGUCUCACUCGGUCUGAACGUCGACGAAGACGCCGAGACUGCUGAGGAGAAGGCUGAGGAGGAAGCCCCUGCCGCCGAGGCCACUGGCGAGAGCGCCAUGGAGGAGGUCGACUAG